AUGGGCAAGGCUCUCACGUCGAAAGGCCAGCGCGAAAAAUGGACAUGCAGGAAGUCAACAGCAUGUCAAGCUGAAACUACGUGCCCCAAAUGUGAUCUAAAAGAGAAUAAACAAACAAUCAGUUGUGAUGAAGCUAACAACCGGAAAACUAUUAAAGCUGGUGCGCUUGUCGAAUUUACAUGCACAGAGACAACGUCCUCGCAGAGCAAUGAAGGAAGGAAAACUGCAUCACCGUCAUUAAAAGUAUCAUCAUCACCAGCAUCAUCACCAAGAUCCUCGUCAUUGGUGUCAUCCAGAGUAGCAACCCAAAUAACAGCAUCAUCGUCAUCGGCAUUAUCAUCGGCAGCAGGAAAACUUUCUCCAACAUCAUCGUCAUCAAUAUUACCAUCUGUACAAAAAUUAUCUUCAGCAUCAUCGUCACAGAUAGUAUCAUCACAAACAGCGUUAGCACCGACAACCUCGUCGUCAAUAGUUUCACCAGCUCCAACGUUGUCACUUAAAGCAUUGUCGUCAAUAGCAUCAGUGGCAUCAAGAGUAGGAACAUUAAUAAAACCAUCAUCGUCAUUAGCAUUAUCAGUGGCGACAGAAAAACUGUCUCCAACAUCAUCGUCAUCAAUGUUAUCAUCGGUACAAAAAUUAUCUUCGGCCUCACCGUCACAAAUGGUAUCAUCAGAAACAGCAUUGGCACCGACAACCUCGUCGUCAAUAGUUUCACCAGCUCCAACGUUGUCACUUAAAGCAUUGUCGUCAUUAGCAUCAGUAGCAUCAAGAGUAGCAACAUUAAUAACACCAUCAUCGUCAUUAGCAUUAUCUGUGGCAGCAGAAAUGCUUUCUCCAACAUCAUCGUCAUCAAUAUUAUCAUUGGAACAAAAAUUAUCUUCAGCGUCACCGUCACAAUUUCAUGAGCUGGCAAAUGAUACUAUUUCAAAGUUCAGCAGCCUAAAUAUUACCGGCAACAGUUCCUUGCAGGCGCCUGUUAAUGCUGCCUUUGCCAAGUAUCACACUGAAUUAAUUUACGUCUUAUUGUGA
Stylophora pistillata is the source of this 1029-nucleotide messenger RNA. Its product is annotated as adhesion G protein-coupled receptor L4. Gene Ontology annotation, biological process: cell surface receptor signaling pathway; G protein-coupled receptor signaling pathway. The record is from RefSeq and is a predicted model, not a curated record. Lineage: Eukaryota; Metazoa; Cnidaria; Anthozoa; Scleractinia; Pocilloporidae. Gene Ontology annotation, molecular function: G protein-coupled receptor activity. Gene Ontology annotation, cellular component: plasma membrane.